GAAGGCAGAAACAGGAGGUAAGAGCUCCCGCUAGGUGCUACUGCAGACGGUGACGAGUAAAGGCAUGACAGAGCGGGGGCAUACGCUAUAGGUGAGCGUGGCCGAGGUACUCAUCUCCCUCACAUUGGCCCUGGAUCAUGAGGUGGGUAAGAAAAAAAUACCUCAAGACACAGGGUACAAGAACCUGCCACCAGCUAGCUGUCUUGAGGGGCCCUCCCAAAAGCAAUUGAGUGAUAGCGCACCACGUUAUCGCAUGCAGCGGGAGGACAUUAGGCCACAGGUCUGCCCUCACGAGCCGAAUUUUGCUUUAUUCGGCCAGGCUGGGGCUGUCGAGACUGCUUAUCAAUGGUUCCCCUUGUCAACAAGAUAAAAUAAACAAAUCCUGACGUGGGUUACCACCAUACCAACUGCUUCAUUUGUCGUCUUGCCCUCAGCAGUGAAGGAAGACAUUGCUGUUUACAGCUGCAUCACCUAAGGCUUGAAUUACUUCAAGCUAGAAAAAUCUCGACCAUGAUUCGCUCAGCGGCGUCCAGGGCGUGCCGGGCGUGGGCCGCAGCCUCCACUAAGGCCAACAUCACCACCACCACCACCGGGUCGUCCACCAUCGGCACCAACGGUGGAAACGUGGAACAGCGGGAACGAUUAGCCGACUCGGACAAGUCCACCUCCAGCAGGCCGGCAGGAGAGGAGUGUCUCAAGUGGAGGUUCCCCGCGGACGAUAGGACACAGGCCAUGGUGGCGGCUGUCGAGAGCGGCUUGUAUAUGAACACCAUCAUCACCUUCAACUCCAAGGCGCCCAUCACCCCUGACCUGAUGGAGGAGGCGCUCGUCCACCUCUACGGCAAGAUCGAGUCACUCAGACUUUGCUUCCGGCAGCGGGACGGGCAGCUGUGGGUCGCCGACAUGCCGCGACAAAAACUAGAUUUUCAGGUGAUGAACUACACGGACUUGGAGUACGAACAAUCUGAACAGCAUAAAGUAAAAUUUGACCUCUAUAAUGGGCCGCUGUGGAAUGCUCGGCUCAUGCCAUGUCCUCCAGAUGCUCCCUGUCCUCUCCCUGAAGUGAAGGCAGCAUAUUCUCAUCAGUGUCACCUCCUGAUGUCCGUCCACCAUGCUGCUAAUGACGGAAUAAUCGUACAACUGAUCUCGGAGCUGCUGUCCCAAAUCAUCGACAGCCUCCUCGAGGGAUCACCCGUGGACACCAGGCCUGUUGGGGAGCUCCGUGACGGCGUGGAGGCCAGAGAGGAGGAAAACAAGAUUAGGGAAGAACUGGAAAGGGAUCCUGAGAGGCUUAUGUCGGCCAUCAGAAAACAUCUAGCGAGCAAACAUCUUCCUCUGCUCAUGGAAGCUUAUGGUGUCCCGAACGAAGCAAACCCAACUACGACGUAUUUGGAGCCGGUGCUCCUCGACAAGCAGACAGUGGAGAAGAUCACUGCCAAGGCUCGCGCCACUGGCACCACCCUCAACGCCUGCUUCACUGCUGCCUUGAACGUGUCCAUGAUGGAGCUGUAA
This is a messenger RNA of Eriocheir sinensis (Chinese mitten crab), 1512 nucleotides long. RefSeq lists its product as uncharacterized. The record is from RefSeq and is a predicted model, not a curated record. The coding region runs from base 511 to 1512 and encodes 333 amino acids. Gene Ontology annotation, molecular function: catalytic activity. Lineage: Eukaryota; Metazoa; Arthropoda; Malacostraca; Decapoda; Varunidae. The transcript has 6 exons.